GUGCAAUGACUGUUUUGAUUCUACUGCGGCAGUGAGCUUGCCUGCCUAGCUAACAAAGAAGUAUACUGUAGAUUUUGUUUUGAAAAAGUAAUUGGCGUUACAGUUCUGACGAUGAAGUUCGUUAGAUUUGUUAUGAAGAAUGCCGCUUUGGCAAAUGUGCCAAAACACAUAGAACAUUUUUCAAAAUUUUCGCCAUCUCCAAUUUCAAUGAAACAGUUCAUCGACUUUGGUUCUUCUAAUGCAUGUGAGAAGACUUCAUUCGUAUUCCUUAGGCAAGAGCUGCCCGUGCGGCUCUCCAACAUCAUGAAAGAAAUCAAUCUUCUCCCCGACCGGUUGCUCACGACCCCGUCAGUGCAAAUUGUCCAAAGUUGGUAUAUUCAAAGCUUGCUGGAUAUUCUAGACUUCCUGGAAAAGUCACCAGAUGACCACAGUGUUUUGGCAGAGUUUGUGACCACACUGGUGAAUAUCAGGAACAGGCACAAUGAUGUUGUGCCCACCAUGGCUCAAGGUGUCCUCGAGUACAAGGAAGCCUUCGGCGAGGAUCCGGUCACCAGCCAGAAUAUCCAGUACUUCCUGGACCGCCUGUACAUGAGCCGAAUAUCCAUCAGAAUGCUCAUCAACCAGCACACUCUUGUCUUUGAUGGAGAAAUGAAACCAGUUCACGCCAGUGCCAUAGGGAGCAUCGACCCUCACUGCAGUGUGACAGAGAUUGUCAGAGACGCUUAUGAAAAUGCCAAGGGGCUGUGUGAACAGUAUUACCUGAUCUCCCCUGAUCUGGUCUUGAAUGAACGGAACACUAAACACAGGACGCAGCCCAUCAAUAUGGUCUAUGUGCCUUCCCAUCUCCAUCACAUGCUGUUUGAGUUGUUCAAGAAUGCUAUGAGGGCGACCAUUGAAAACCAUGGCAACAGCACCCUACCACCUGUUGAAGUCAUGGUGGCAAUAGGAGGGGAAGACUUGUCUAUUAAGGUGAGCGACAGGGGUGGUGGAGUCCCCUUCAGGAAGAUGGAGAAACUCUUCAGCUACAUGUAUUCCACUGCUCCCGCUCCACAUAUUGGCCAACACGAGCGGCCUCCUCUGGCUGGCUUUGGCUACGGUCUGCCCAUCUCCCGCCUCUAUGCCCAGUAUUUCCAGGGAGACCUCCAGCUCUACUCAAUGGAGGGCUAUGGGACUGAUGCCAUCAUUCACCUGAAGGCUUUGUCCACCGAUUCUGUGGAGAGACUGCCCGUGUACAACAAGACGGCCAAGCGCAACUACAGAGUCAGCCAGAUGGCCGACGACUGGUGCGUUCCCACCACAGAGCCUCUGGACCUGGCCGUGUUCCGCCUGUCCAAAUGAGAGAUGGACGAAGGUCCAGCACCGCCGCUGAUUUGCUUGCAGGGGAUCCUGCUAUGGGCUAUAGGCCAGUGUCCAGUCCAGACCGAUGGGCUUUGGGGAAACAGACUUGAGGACAUUGCUCUGAUUGGGUGUGAUUUGGGUUUGUCCCUCCUUUAAAGCUUAAAAUGCCUCCAAAGCUGUUGAGUAAUAACAGCUGCUUAACUUCUACUGGUGACACUACUGUCAGGCCCACCAAUCACGUAAUGACGUUUCACUCGCCCAGCCUGAAAGUACAUUUCCACUAAAUGAGCCUCUUAGUAUUGCUUUCAUAGGAAUGAAAUGUAAUACCAGGGACACGCGUCAUGUUGACAUUCGUAACUGAUAGAAGCACAGCAGAGCUUCGGUAUUAACACUGUCCAUCUGAUAGGAGUUAGUUUGAGACUCUGAGGGAUAGGUUACAGUGGCAACAAUUCCCUUAUAGAGACUAAUUUGGUAAGACAGAUGAAAUUAGCCCCCAAAAAACUGCUGUGAGUUGCUUUGGCUGUUUGCGGAGAAAAAGCACUUGAGUGAAAGAGAAUCCUUUCUUAGCCAGAGGAGGCUACUAUGGCGUAAAAGCAGGUGAGAAGGAUGUGGAGUUGUCACUAAAACCAAAGGGAUGGAGAGUUUACACAGACAGCUCAGCGUGUUUUGUAACGCCCGACUGAUCUCCGCUUCAAGUGCUCUUAGGCUGGCCCAGCUCCUUUUCAUCCUCUCGUGUAACUUUGCGUGUGGUCAGAAACCAAAUGAAAGGAAAGGAGGUGUUCCUGUCCACAGGCGUUGUGGAAUUAGAGAUGGAAACAUCUCAUGGUUGGUGUCGUGGCAUGGCAGGGAAAAAAAAGGGAGAAACUGAAAAGAAAGGAAAAGAGAAAGUAUCCCCUUUGAAGUGAUCAAAGGCACAUGUUCAGAGACUGUUCAUGUUCAGAGAUUGAGGUGCAUUUCAACCAGCCCAUGGCCAAAAGCGCCUCCACUUUUGUAAUGGAUGAUUUUCAUGAUUCCUAUACUUUUUACCCAUUGUUGAAAGGCAAAACUCUCAUCGGUUUGCGCUUCACAAAACAGUAAUCUCUGCAUCUAUCAGAAAGUUUAUGGUGCGUUUUCCACCAACAGAAAACUGUCUCCGUUCUGGUUCAUGCUCCAGAUACUGAUCCAGCAUUUCCAUCUAAACUUAAAUCGGUUCAGAACCUGAAAAGUUGGCUCAGAGCUGCUACCAGAAAAUAGUUGCACCCAGCACCCUUUGUCGAUGAUGCAUACAUGGUUCUGUUCAAACUGGUGGAAGUGCGGUAUGGUUUACUAAAUAGCACCAAGGUUCAAAGAAUUCUAAAAGGAAUCAGUUGAAGAACUAGUUUUCCGUAGGAUGAAAAACGCGAUGAUCGCCUAAGUUAGCUAAAAACCUGGUUGACUCUUUUCCUUUGAGUUUUAUGGUACCUUGGUCAAGAGAUUUGGCUGUGCUAUAUUUUGUGAAACCACCACUUGGUAGUACUGCCCACAUCAAUGCUUGCCCCUUCCUCCUCUCUUCCUCCUCGACUAUUAAAAUGAAUGUGUUGGAAACAAGAGUUCUAAGAGUGUACCCACUUCAGUUGCUAACACGUCGAUGUCUCUAGCAAUAGGUUAGAUUCAAGUGUUCGUAACAAAGCAGAAUGCCUUCUUGUCAACACCUGGUGUUGCUGCCUUGUCUUAUCACCCCUGAUAUGUAUUAUCUCCUCUGGUCCCCCACCAGACAGUGUACUUGUGUUUACCUUCAGAGCCAUUCAAAGUGUCACUUUGGGAAGAAAAGUGUCUUUCCAAACUCCUGCAUUUUCAAAAACAUGAUGUGAAACAAAAUGUUUUUUUGUUCUUUUGUAACACUAUUGCUGUCCAUGGGACUUAAUAGACGAUAUGGACAUUGAGUUCUUGUCACAUGUAAUUGUAGCAUGCCCGCCUGCUUGUGUAGACCAGGUGAAAAAGACUAGCAGAGAAACCUGUAGCUUUUCUGCUUGAAACUACCUCAUGUGUAGUGAGGGUUUGUGUCGUCACUGUCUCCAUUGGAAGCCAUAAGCUGUAGUACUGUGAAGAGUGCAAGCACACAGGCCUUUGAUCUCUGUCUCCUCCAUGUGCCUUCUCCUAGAGAGCCUAAAUGUCACUGUCGUGAGUAUGGACCAGGCAAGUCCAGAGUAUCGACUCUCUUUUGUGUGUGUGUGUGUGUGUGUGUAUGUGAGUGUCAUAAAGUCAACGUUGCUUUUAAAAUAAAUGUACUUAUUUUUGUUCAAAGGUGAAUCUAUUUUCCAUUUAAAAUGAGAAAAAAGAGUGGACGAUUAUGUGUAAAUAAACAUUUCCAAGUGAA
Molecule: messenger RNA, 3673 nt
Organism: Sardina pilchardus (European sardine)
Lineage: Eukaryota; Metazoa; Chordata; Actinopteri; Clupeiformes; Clupeidae
Gene: pdk2a
Product: pyruvate dehydrogenase kinase 2a
Exons: 11
Coding region: 112-1338 (408 amino acids)
Biological process (GO): regulation of glucose metabolic process; protein phosphorylation
Cellular component (GO): mitochondrion
Molecular function (GO): pyruvate dehydrogenase (acetyl-transferring) kinase activity
Source: RefSeq, a predicted model, not a curated record